ACAAUUCGAAUUCUACAUCGUAAAUAUCCAUUUAUGGACAACGUGAAAUAAUGAAGCCACCAUUACUCCCAUCAAUAUAUUUAUUUCGACGUGGAAGAUAAAUUGAAAUGGUUCAUUUUGUUGGGUCAUACAACCAUCAUUUAUCUAAACCAAAAAACAUAAAAUACCCUAAUGGAUUAUAUAAUAUUGAUAACAUAUUAAUAACAUUAUUAUGUAUAUAUAAAUAAAAUGUACAAAUUACAGGCCUCAAUGCCUGGAAACGAACCACAACAGACGCCUCCACAACUGAAACCAUCGCGGACGACACUUCAACCAUCAUUAAUUUAUUAUUUCAUAUUAUUUUAUUUAUUAAUACCGCUAACGAAUUCGUAUCUACUAAUUGUAAACGAAAAUCAACCAAAUGGCGACGUUAUAUUUAACGCUAGUGUAUAUAAAUUAGGCUCUGAACGCCAUUAUAAAAUUAACGCACAUAAAUCAGCGGCUUUCGUACAUCGAAUCUUAUUUGUAAAUCCACAAAAUGGACAAGUUAUACUUAAAGAACGCCUACAAUGUGAUGGAUUGUACUAUCCAAAUUUAUUUACUGUACAUAUUGAUUCGACAUCGAAUCGUCUACGAAGUAUCGAUUAUUAUAGCUUACCACUUCGAAUAUUUAUCGUUGGUGAAAAAUGUGCUACAACACCGGAAGAUACCGAAAUAUUUUUCACACAUAAUGAUGAAAUUUUAGAUUUUCGAGAAGAUAACACAUUCGCAAAUCAUCGAAAUCAGCGCGAUUUACAUCAACGGAUUGGUUAUGAGGAGGAAAUCGAGCUUGAUUUACUGCAUAAGGAGAAAUUUUCAAAUACGUUUCCACGGCGAAAUAAACGUGAUCUUAUUCAAUUAUCCGAACAUACGGAUAAUUCAAUACGAUUACGAAUUUCGGAGGCAAAACAAUGGAUAUCCGAAACAUAUGCAUCGUUUGCAAUCCCAACGACUGAUAAAUGGCAAAAGAUUUGCUUGAAAAAAUCACAAUUUAUUAAUUCAAUCGCGGCUUUUAUGCCGAAAACGAUUAGUGCUAAUUGUGAAGUUACGUAUUUGGAUAUAAAUGAUCCACGAUUUCGAAUCGAACAUUCUCAAGGGGACUUAGUAGCGAGUUACGAUUUGUGUAUUACCGAACCCCUGUGGAAGGUUAUAAUUUUAUUUAAUGCGCGGUGCCAUAAUACAAAAUUAAUUGAUUCGGAACAUCGAUUAAAAAUCGUGUAUCAUCAUCAGGAGUUUAACGAUACUGAUAUUGCGAGACGUGUUCGUCGAGAAUUACGAAAUCAAUCACCAUUUUUCGAGCAAGCACUUUAUGUGGCAAGUGUUUUGGAGGAAUGUGAUCCAGGUGUUGUUGUAACAACAGUCAAAGCACGUGAUCCAGAAAAUAGUCCUGUGAAAUAUUCCAUGACUAGUUUACUGGAUUCUCGAACACAAAAAAUGUUCGAUAUCGAUAGUAAAUUGGGAACAGUAACAACAAAAGUGAAAUUAGAUCGUGAAUUAAUCGACGUACAUUAUUUUCGAAUUAAAGCAGAAGAUGAUAGUUUUCCUCCAAGAUCAGGAACAACAACUUUACAGAUUAAUGUUCUGGAUGCGAAUGAUCAUAGUCCUGUUUUCGAGAUGACUGAAUAUGAGGCGAGUAUUCGAGAGGGAGUUAGUGUGGGUACAACGGUGAUUACAAUUAAAGCUUCGGAUCAAGAUAUUGGAAAAAAUGCUGAAAUUGAAUAUUCAAUUAUAAGUAUUUCGGGUGGUGGAUUAUCAACGCCGGAACAAGAUAUGCAAGCGUUUCGUAUCGAUGGUAAAACGGGGGUGAUUAGUACACGGACAGAAUUGGAUCGUGAAACUACUGAAGUUUAUACACUGAUUGUUCAAGCAUCAGAUAUGGCGAGUCCACAAUCUGCACGUCGAUCUUCGAGUGCUAGCGUUGUAAUCACAAUUUUGGAUUACAAUGACAACUAUCCACAAUUCACCGAACGGACUUACACAGUCAGCGUAAAUGAAGAUAUCAAUUGGACUGAUAAUCCUGUAGUCGCCCAUGUCAAAGCAACUGAUGCUGAUCAAGGAAAUAAUGCAGCAAUACGAUAUGGUAUUAUUGGUGGUAACACACAAUCACAAUUCUCUAUAGAUAGUUUAUCAGGAGAUAUAUCACUAGUGAAACCACUCGACUAUGAAACAUUACGAAGUUAUCGUUUAGUUAUUAGAGCACAAGAUGGUGGAAGUCCUUCACGAUCGAAUACCACACAAGUUUUAAUUAAUGUAAAAGAUGUAAACGAUAAUGCGCCACGAUUUUAUACAUCAUUGUUUCAAGAAUCAGUAUCGGAGUCUGUACCAAUUGGUUACAGUAUCGUUCGGGUUCAAGCAUACGAUGCAGAUGAAGGUUUAAAUGCAGAUAUUAAAUAUAGUAUAUCAGCGCGAGAUGCAACGGGUGGAUCUAGUGAUCAAUUACCCGUAACAGUUGAUGCUCGUACUGGUUGGAUUUAUACGACAAAAGAACUCGACCGUGAAGUACAAUCGAAAUAUAUGUUUCAUGUUUUGGCAGUCGAUCAAGGUGAACCUCCACAAUCAGCUUCAGCUAGUGUUCUUUUAACAGUACAAGAUGUCAACGAUAACGAUCCAAAAUUUGAACAUGCAGAAUAUGAAGCAGUUGUUGCAGAAGACGAUCCUCCAGGGACUCCAGUCGCAUCUGUUGUAGCAAGUGAUCCGGAUGAGGAUCCUCGACUCCAUUACGAGAUAACUGGUGGCAAUACACGUGGCCGUUUUUCAAUAACAACACAAAAUGGUCGAGGUCUCAUUACAAUCGCUCAACCGUUGGAUUACAAGCAAGAACGACGAUAUGUUUUGACUGUAACAGCAACGGAUUCAGGAGGUCGUCAUGAUACUACAACUGUUCAUGUCAAUGUGUCAGAUGCAAAUAAUUUUGCUCCGGUUUUCGAAAAUGCACCAUAUACUACUUCAGUUUUUGAAGAUGCACCGGUUGGUACAACUGUUUUAGUCGUAUCCGCUUCCGAUAAUGAUGUUGGGAUUAACGCACAAAUUACGUAUUCGUUGGGCGAUGAAAAUGCCGAGAGUGGAGAAACAGCGUCGGAAUUUACGAUUAAUCCACAAACAGGUGCCAUAAUAACAACAAAAACAUUGGAUCGAGAAACCACUAACGGUUAUUUGCUAACGGUUACUGCACGCGAUGGAGGUAGUCCUUCUUUAUCGGAUACUACGGAUGUGGAAAUAUCUGUUAGUGAUGUUAACGAUAAUUAUCCUGUUUUUAAGCAAGCAAUCUAUACGGGAAAUAUUUUAGAAGAUGCAUUAGUUGGAACAUCUGUAGUUCAGGUGUCAGCGACAGAUGCUGAUAUUGGUUUAAAUGGUCGAAUUAAAUACACUCUAAGCUCCAAAGAUGUUGAAGACGGGUCCUUUGUAAUGGAUCCCGUGAGUGGAGUUAUUCGAACAAAUAAAGGAUUAGAUCGAGAAAGUGUAGCAUUAUAUCAAUUAGAAGCAAUUGCCACGGAUCGUGGAACACCUGCACUUAGUAGCACCGUACCAGUAAAUAUUCGAAUUGAGGAUGUUAACGAUAAUGCCCCUUCAUUUGAAUCGGAUAAAAUAGUUAUGUCAAUUCCCGAAAAUAGUCCAAUUGGAUCUACCGUCGGUGAAUUACAUGCGCAUGAUCCCGAUGAAGGUGUAAAUGCUAUUGUGCAGUAUUCAAUAAUUGGUGGAGAAGAUUCAAAUAGUUUCUCAUUGAUUACAAGACCUGGAUCAGAAAAAGCUGAGCUGAUCACAAUGACGGAACUUGACUUUGAGAGUCCUCGAAAACAAUACGAUUUAAUUAUUCGUGCAGCAAGUCCACCUUUACGAACUGAUGUCCAUGUACAAAUCUCCGUGUUGGAUGUGAACGAUAAUGCACCGGUUUUAAAAGAUUUUCAUGUUAUGUUCAAUAAUUUUAAGGAUUGUUUUCCAUCUGGACCGAUUGGAAAAGUACCUGCAACCGAUGCUGAUGUAACUGAUCAAUUAAAAUAUCGUGUUCUUAGCGGGAAUAACGCGAAGUUAAUUAAUCUAAAUCAGACAAGUGGAGAAAUUACAUUGUCGCCACAAUUAAAUACAAAUGUUCCAAAACUUGCAACCAUGGAAGUAUCGGUAACGGACGGAGUAAAUGAAGUUAAGGCACUGAUGCAACUUAGUGUACGUCUUGUUACUGAAGCGAUGUUACUUAAAUCGGUAACAGUACGCUUAAAUGAUAUGACUGAACAAGCAUUUUUAUCGCCGUUGCUGAAUUUUUUCAUCGAUGGAUUGGCCGCAAUUAUUCCAUGUCCGAAAGAAAACAUCUUUCUAUUUAAUAUUCAGGAUGACACGGACGUGAAUGCAAAAAUUUUGAAUGUGAGUUUUUCAGCUCGAAGACCUGACGUACCACAUGAAGAAUAUUAUUCGCCUCAGUUUUUACAAGAACGUGUGUAUCUUAAUCGAGCAAUACUUGCCAGAUUAUCCACAGUACAGGUUCUUCCAUUCGAUGAUAAUUUAUGUGUUCGUGAGCCAUGUUUAAAUUACGAAAAUUGCGUCACAGUUUUGAAAUUUGGAAAUGCUUCGGAUUUUAUACAUAGUGAUACAGUUCUAUUUCGACCAAUUUACCCAGUUACAACUUUCGCUUGUAAAUGUCCUUACGGCUUCACAGGUUCCAAAGAACAUUACCUAUGUGAUACGGAGGUGAAUCUUUGUUAUUCAAAUCCAUGUCAAAAUGGCGGUACUUGUUUACGACGCGAAGGUGGAUACUCUUGCAACUGUAAAAAUGGAUUCACUGGAAGUAAUUGUGAUAUUGAAAUCAAUCACAAUGUGUGCCAAUUACAUCCAGAAAUUUGUCGAGGUGGAAGUUCUUGUAUUCCACAAUUAGCUGGGGGAGGAAUUGGUUUUGAUUGUGCUGGAUGUGCAGAACAACAUUUUACACAAUUAUGUGAAUUGAGAGCCAGAAGUUUUCAACCCGGUUCAUUUUUAACGUUUCCAAGUUUAAAACAACGACAUCGAUUGCAUAUUAAAUUAAAAUUUGCUACAUUAGCCACAAAUGGAUUGUUACUUUAUAAUGGGCGAUAUAACGAGCAACACGAUUUUAUUGCGUUAGAAAUUGUGGAACGUGGAGUGGAAUUUUCAUUUUCCUUGGGUUCAAAUAUAACACGAACUCGAACCACAAUCGUUGGGGGAGUUUCUGAUGGAGAAUGGCAUACCGUUGUUGUCAGUUACAUAAAUAAAAGUGCCACUGUUACGAUCGAUGAAUGCGACACGGAAUUAUCCAUACAACAUGGAUCCGAAUUAGGCGGUCCUUGGGCAUGUGCAAAUUAUUCUCAACUCGUAUUAGAUUCGCGUUGUUCCUCUUUAACCGAAACAUGUCACAGAUAUUUGGAUCUUACGGGUCCGUUACAAUUAGGAGGUUUACCAUCAAUUCCAGCAAGUUUUCAAGUACAAUCCAAACAUUUUUCUGGCUGUAUAUCUGAUUUGUAUGUUGAUCAUAAAUUUGUGGAUUUAAAUGGUUUUGUGGCUGAUAAUGGAUCAAUUGUUGGAUGUCCAGAGAAAAGAGAAUUUUGUUUAUCACAACCGUGCCUUAAUGGGGGUAUUUGUACAGAAGGUUGGGCGACGUAUCUAUGUGAAUGUCCGAGUGGUUUUGCGGGACGAGAUUGUGGUGAUGAAAUUAACGAAGCAUGGCAAUUUUCUGGAGAUGGUGUUCUUUCAUUUAAUCCUUUAUUACGACCAAUUCAAUUACCUUGGUUGAAUGCUCUGUCAGUUCGAACGCGUCAACAUAAUACAUUCUUAAUGUCGAUCCAAGUUGGACAAAAUUCUUCGGCAAUCAUUUCGAUCAAAGGCGGUAAUUUAGUGUACACCUACAACGACCAGAGUCUCAUUUUGGAAAGUACAUCAAUUGCAAAUGGAGAAUGGCAUCAUAUAGAUAUUCGUUGGUUGGGUACAGAAAUAGCCUUAAAUUUGGAUUAUGACCAAAGAAGAACAACGAUGCCUUUCCCAGCAAAAAUUCAAGGAUUAUAUGUUGGAAAAAUUUUAAUUGGUGGUCCCGAUUCUUCGAUUGGAAGUUUAUAUGCAGAUUAUGGUUAUUUUGAAGGAUGUAUCCAAAACGUUCGAGUUGGAACUCCACAAAAUAUACUGAAAAAACCAACAGUUCGAGAAAAUGUUCAAGAUGGUUGUAGCGAUGAAAAUAUUUGUGCAGAUCCUGGUUUAGUUUCUCAAUGUCCUGCUUACUCCGAGUGUACAAGUAUUUGGAGAUCUGCUAAAUGUAAUUGCAUCCCGGGAUACGUAGGACCAAUGUGUCAACCAAUUUGUAGUGUUUCACCUUGCUACGAAGAUUCGAUUUGUGUCGAAGAUCAUUCAUUGCCGAAAGGAUAUCGCUGUGAAUGUAAUACUACAGAAUAUUCCGGUGAUUAUUGUGAAAUUAAAAUCGAACAACCAUGUCCUGGAGGAUGGUGGGGUCAUCCUGUUUGUGGACCUUGCCAAUGUAACGAAGAAGAAGGAUAUCAUCCUGAUUGUAACAAAACUAAUGGACAAUGUUACUGCAAAGAAAAUCACUAUCAACCAGAAGAGGGAGGGCCAUGUUUACCUUGUGAUUGUUAUAGUACAGGAUCAUUUGGACCCGCAUGCGAUCAAAUCACAGGCCAAUGUCAAUGUCGACCUGGCGUAAUUGGACGGCGAUGUCAAGAUUGUCCGAAUCCGUACGCAGAAGUUACAUUACGUGGUUGUGAAGUAGUUUAUGAUGGUUGUCCUCGUAACUAUGAUGAAGGAUUAUGGUGGCCAAGAACACCCUUUGGUGAUGUAGCAGAGGAAGAUUGUCCGAAUGCUGCAAUUGGAAGAUCAAAUCGUGGUUGUGAUAAUUUAUUAGGUGGAUGGCAAGAACCAAAUAUGUUUAAUUGCACUUCGGAGUAUUUCAUUGAAUUACGCAAACAACUCCAUCAAUUGGAAGAUAAAGAAUUGGAAAUAAACACGUACGUUGCUGUAAAAUUGGCUACAGAGCUGCAAGUUGCCACGAAUUUAACAGAAUCCUUAUACGGUGCCGAUGUUUACGUCACUCAAGCUUUAUUAAAAAAACUACUUCGUUACGAAACCAAACAGCACGGACUAGCCUUAACGCACAGCCAAGAUAAGGAUUACAUACAAAACAUACUAAAAUCGGCGAGUGUUAUUUUAAAUGAUAAUUACUACGAUCACUGGCAAAAAAUUCAAGAUAUUUUUGGGGACACCUUAGAAGAUUUAGUUCGAAUUAUUAAUAAAUAUACAUUAAUUUUAUCCGAAAGUCAACACGAUACGUAUACAAAUCCUUUCGAAGUAAUAUCUCCAAAUGUUAUUCUUGGCUUGGAUAUCAUCACUGCGGAAUCACUUUAUGGAUACGAACCGGAGCAAAUGUUUGCUUCAACAAGUGAUCAAUACACGACAGAACGUAUAGUUUUACCCGAUACAUCAGCAUUUUUAAAGCCAAGUAUUGAAGAUCCAAAAGAUCCGAACUCAAAUACGGUAGCAUUCCCGAAAUAUAAUAAUUAUAUGCAGGAUAAAAAUAAAUUUGAUCCCAUAACAAAAUUUUUAGUUCCAUUAAAGUUAUUAGGAAUAAAACCACCGGAAAAUGGUGAGAUUAUAAUAAAACAUACGCUAAGUGAUUCGAGGGCGGUUGUAAGCUAUGUUGAGUAUCGACAAAUUGGAUCAUUGUUACCCAAACGGUACGAUGAAUCGGUUCUACGUCGUUGGGGAAUUGAUAUUAUGAUUGGAUCCCCCAUAAUUUCACUGACAAUAUUAAGACCUGAAUAUGUGAGUGAACAUGUGGAUAAUAACUUUCAAGUUUACGAUAAUUUCCAUGAAGAAAAUAACAAUAUUAAUAAUGCUAAGAAAAUUAAAGCGGAAGAAAAUACUCCAACAAAAACACUAUCGGAAAUUAAUGUGAAAAUACACGAGAAUGAUGCAAGUUAUUUGCACGAUGAAAAUUUGGAAAAUCCACAAUUUGAACCGUUAAUCAGUGAUCAUACGGAAAGAUUGUCUCAUACAGAGAUGAAAAAUUUGAAAUAUAGUUCGUUAACGGGAAUGCCUUUGGAGCAGCCAAUUCGUUUACAAAUGUGGUUGAAUUUAAGAGAGAAUGAAUUUUCGGAACGAUCAAAUCCACAAUGUGUACAAUGGUCAACGGCUAGAGGGAUUGGAGAAUGGUCUCGUGUGGGUUGUUUGACAGAACUCAGUGACGAUUGGAUUGAUUCGUCCUGGCAGGGGCCAAUAAUUAUCAAUUGCACCUGUAGCAUACUAUCCACUUAUGCAGUUUUAGUAGAUGUUCUGGAUUUGGAAUAUAUUCCAGAACCAUCUUUGUUAGAAGACAUUUCAAGCUACAGUUCAUUCUGUCUCGCAUUACCACUUCUCUUCAUAUCAUGGCUGAUUCUUGCGUUACUUCGCGGUGCCAACACAAAUUCGAAUGCUAUCCAUAAAAAUUUAGUAGCUUGUGUAUUUUUAGCAGAGUUACUAUAUUUUAUUGCGUUAAAAGCUCGAAGACCGCUCGUUGAAUUAGAGGUGGCUUGUAAACUGACCGCUAUGGGUUUGCAUUAUUUAUGGUUGGCAGCAUUUAGUUGGACUUUGGUGGAUGCAAUUCAUCUGAAUCGAAUGUUAACGGAAAUGCGUGAUGUUAAUCAUGGUCAAAUGCGAUUUUAUUAUAGUUUGGGUUAUGCUUUACCUGCAAUAAUUGUGGGAUUAGCUGUUGGAGUUCGUGCUGAUCAAUAUGGGAAUGUCUAUUUUUGUUGGUUAUCCAUUUAUGAAAGUGUUGUAUGGAGUUUGGUUGGACCGAUUUGUAUUUUAGUAGCAAUCACAUUAUUUGUUCUCAUAUUUUGUGUGCGAGCAGCGUUUACGCUAAAAGAUCAUGUUAUGGGUUUUGGAAAUUUACGAACCUUAUUAUGGGUCUCCGUUGUUUCGUUACCUUUGCUAGGAGUUUCAUGGGUACUUGCUGUAUUGAGUGUUGCAGAACAUUUACCCAUUUUAUCAUAUAUGUUAAGCGCCGCUGUACUUACUCAUGCCAUAUUUUGCUUAAUUGGUUAUUGCUUUAUUAAUACAAGAGUUCGACAAAAUUUGUUAAGGACAAUCUUACGCUGUAUGGGCAAAAAAGUUCCAUUAUUGGAAACUACGUCUUUGGGAGGAGCAGGAAGUACUAGCAGUCAAAAUAUCACUUCUCCAACUUCGCGUUCUGCUCUAGCUUAUCACAAUACGGGAGCUUUUGAACAAGCACGAAGACAUAUUGGAAUAUCAACCUCAAGUACAACUUCACGAUCAACUACAAAAACAAGUUCUAGUCCAUACAGUAGAAGUGACACGCAUUUACGUCACACAUCCACAAGUACGUCGAAUUAUAAUUCGACAAGCGAUGUGCCAUCUUAUUUACGUGGUUUUGAACAUGAAACCACGUUACAUCGACACCGCGAAGUUGCCGAAGAUUCUGAAAGGCAUGAACGACGUGGUGCCACAAGUGAUUCUGAUUCUGAUGCAUCAGAUGAAGGACGAAGUUUAGAAUUAGCAUCAAGUCAUUCAAGUGACGAUGAUGAAUCUAGUAAUAGAAGAACACGACAUCGAAGUACCGGAGUAUCUACGGGCGGUGCUCCAUCUUCGUAUUUGCCAAAUAUUACCGAGAAUGUUGUGUCAGGACCAAGAACAGUUCAAGCACCACCACCUCUGAAUAUUGUAACAAAUUCACAAUUGUUUCCAAAUAUUAAACCAAUGUAUGCGCCGAGAUGGUCGAGUCAAUUACCUGAAGCAUACUUACCCAAUUGUAAUGUGCCUGAAGUUGGAAGAUGGUCAGCAGAAACUGGAUCUGAUAAUGAGAUACAUUGUCAUAAAACCAAUUCACCAAAUCCACUUCCACAUCCCGAUAUGGCACCAGAAACCUAUUUACCAAAACAUCAUGAACCAGAAUCACAAUAUAUGGUUAAAACACAACAUUAUCUAAAUGAUCCACAAUAUAUAUCAAAUUUACAAUCUGAUUAUUUAUCGAAUGCCAAAUUAGGCCAUAAAGAUGAUUAUCAUAUACAAAAUAAAUUAAUGGCAUCACAUGAGAAUUUCCAUGAUUAUAGUGAUCGGUAUUCCGAAACAGAGGAGAAACAACAUUUAGGCGAUAAAUAUUUGUUCCCGUAUACAGACGAAAGGAAUAAUAUAUAUUCUGAAGAAGAUCAUUGUGGGUCAGUGAAUUAUGGAUUAUCCCUAACAAAUCGGAUGAUGUCGCCGAUAAUGAUUAACGAUGUUAAUAAUCCAGGUUUAAUUGAGUAUCAACAUAGUUCCCGUAUGGGAUCACGAAUGGGUUCCGUUAUGGGUUCCGUUCAUGGUUCUGUUUGUGGGAGUGUACGAGGUGGAUCACCUAGUCCACUUGUAGCACCCGGAACGAUGUUACAUACGUCAAUGGCUCCAAUGAGUGAUUCUGAAAAAAAUGCCAAUGAAGAGACUUCAGUGUAGUGUAAAUGUUUUUUUAAAUUUUGUUUAUUGUAAUCUCGA
This is a messenger RNA of Chrysoperla carnea, 10482 nucleotides long. It is a transcript of the gene stan, whose product is annotated as protocadherin-like wing polarity protein stan. Gene Ontology annotation, molecular function: calcium ion binding; G protein-coupled receptor activity. The record is from RefSeq and is a predicted model, not a curated record. The coding region runs from base 229 to 10443 and encodes 3404 amino acids. Gene Ontology annotation, biological process: G protein-coupled receptor signaling pathway; homophilic cell-cell adhesion; cell surface receptor signaling pathway. The transcript is spliced from 23 exons. Gene Ontology annotation, cellular component: plasma membrane. NCBI's taxonomy places the organism in Eukaryota, Metazoa, Arthropoda, Insecta, Neuroptera, Chrysopidae.